Messenger RNA from Hibiscus syriacus, 1710 nucleotides. RefSeq names its product protein FORGETTER 1-like. Bases 1 to 1710 code for a protein of 569 amino acids. The transcript has 18 exons. Lineage: Eukaryota; Viridiplantae; Streptophyta; Magnoliopsida; Malvales; Malvaceae. The record is from RefSeq and is a predicted model, not a curated record. Gene Ontology annotation, cellular component: nucleus. Gene Ontology annotation, molecular function: histone binding; chromatin DNA binding. Gene Ontology annotation, biological process: regulation of DNA-templated transcription.
AUGGAGGCUGAUUCUGGGCCAGAGACUACUGAAUCUGAUGAUGAGUUUCAUAUGUGUGAGAUAUGCAGUAGUGAAGAGGAGAGGAAGAAAUUGCUUCAGUGUUCCUGUUGUGGGAAACUUGUGCAUCCUGCUUGUUUAGUUCCACCUAUUACAGAUUUAGUCCCUGAAAAUUGGUCGUGUUAUUCAUGCAAGGAGAAAACAGAUGAAUACAUGCAAGCAAGGCAUGCCUAUAUAGAAGAACUUUUAAAGAGGUAUGAACAAGCUUUGCAGCGCAAGUCAAAAAUUUUGGAUAUAAUUCGCUCUUUAGAUCUUCCAAACAAUCCCUUGGAUGACUUUAUUGAUCAGAUUGGAGGUCCUGAUAAAGUUGCGGAAAUGACAGGAAGGAGAGGCAUGCUUGUAAGGGCUUCUAGCGGGAAAGGUGUGACUUACCAGGCACGAAACACAAAGGAAGUUACAAUGGAAAUGGUCAAUAUGCAUGAAAAGCAGGUCUUUAUGGAUGGUAAGAAGUUUGUUUCCCUUAUAUCUGAGGCUGGAUCAGCUGGUGUAUCGUUGCAUGCAGAUAGAAGAGCAGUAAAUCAGUUUGGAAGAACUCAUCGUUCCAAUCAAGCUUCUGCACCUGAAUACAGGCUACUUUUUACCAAUCUUGGUGGAGAACGGCGUUUUGCAUCAAUUGUUGCCAAGAGGUUAGAAUCUCUUGGAGCCUUGACACAGGGAGAUCGUAGGGCUGGGCCAUCUUUGAGUGCUUACAACUAUGAUAGUUCUUAUGGUAAAAAGGCAUUGGUGGUUAUGUAUAGAGGGAUUAUGGAGCAGGAUAAUCUGCCUGUUGUACCUCCUGGAUGUUCAUCAGAAACAAUUCAAGAUUUUAUCACAAAGGUAAAGGCUGCUCUUAUUUCUGUCGGAAUUGUUAGGGAUACAGUUCUUGGUAAUAACCUUUUUGCAUCUGAAAUGAGUAAUGGGAAGGAUAAUGGAAAAUUCUCUAGCCGAAUAGUUGAUUCAGACAUGCAUGAUGUUGGUUGUUUCCUAAAUCGUCUGUUAGGACUGCCACCUGAUAUUCAGAAUAGGCUAUUCGAGUUGUUCAUAAGUAUCUUGGAUGUCCUGAUUCAGAAUGCAAGAAUUGAAGGAAAUCUUGAUUCUGGAAUUGUUGACAUGAAAGCUAACAUCAUUGAUUUACAAGGAAAACCAGAGACUGUCCAUGUUGAUCCUAUGUCUGGGGCAUCAACAAUGCUGUUCACUUUCACUUUGGAUCGUGGAAUCACAUGGGAGGCUGCAAGUACCAUGCUUGAUGAGAAGAAGGAUGGACUUGGUUCAGCCAGUGAUGGAUUAUAUGAAUCUAGAAGGGAAUGGCUAGGAAGACGUCAUUUUGUUCUAGCAUUUGAGAGUUCUGCUUCUGGAAUGUUUAAGAUAGUCCGUCCAGCCGUUGGAGAGCCAGUAAGAACUGAAAAAAAAAAAUACAGAAGAAUUUCAUUGCUAGAGAAAGCUCGUUGUGGAUGGGAAGAUGAAUAUGAAGUUUCAUCUAAACAGUGCAUGCAUGGCCCCAAUUGUAAGCUUGGCAAAUUUUGUACAGUUGGUAGAAGAAUCCAGGAAGUAAAUGUUUUGGGUGGUCUCAUUCUUCCAGUUUGGGGCACGAUUGAGAAGGCCCUAUCUAAGCAGGCCCGUCUCAGCCAUAGGCGACUUCGUGUUGUACGGCUAGAAACCACUGCUGAUAGCUAG